Messenger RNA from Triticum aestivum (bread wheat), 1270 nucleotides. RefSeq lists its product as uncharacterized. The record is from RefSeq and is a predicted model, not a curated record. NCBI's taxonomy places the organism in Eukaryota, Viridiplantae, Streptophyta, Magnoliopsida, Poales, Poaceae. Bases 500 to 1204 code for a protein of 234 amino acids. The transcript is spliced from 2 exons.
CGUCCAAUUUUUAUCAGACGAACGAGAUAGCCCCUAAUCUAACCCACACCCACCUACUAUAAAUGACAGUGCAAUCAUCGGACCAUUCCCUAAUUUCUAUUGAUCCUCCUAGCCGCCGCCGCUCCUCCUGUCUCUUCUUCCAUGGGAUCCACCCCGCAUCCACCUUGAUUUCCCUAAUCCUCCAACCAGCGAGCUCCUCUAGAUCCUCCUCUUUUCCCCGCUCACCUCUCUCUGUUGCCUCUUCUUUUGAUCCAUCGCCGUGCCUUCGUCUCCUUCGAACAGUAGCAGCCCCCACGUGACUGUGAUCCCCUCUACCUUGCCUGAGCUCGCCGGGGAGCGGAUCACCACGGCGCCUGAUCUCCUGCGCCUCCCCUCGUCGAGAGCCUCUUCCCGAGCCCCACCUGCCUCGUCCUCAUGCCCGAGACCCCAGCCGAACCGAGCUCCUCUUCCAACCAGAACGAGCGCCACCGCCGCCGUUUGGAGCGCCGCCGUGCCAGAGAUGAGUGCCUCGCGCCCAUCUCUUCUCCCUCCUUCCAUUCUUCUCCCCUCCCUCACAUCUCUCUCCCUCUGUCUGCUCGUACAAGGAGCUCCGACGCCUCGAAGCUGCAGCACCGCCGUCGAGUCGCCAUGGCCUCGAACUCUUGUCGUCCCGUCCACGCCUUGCCGGAGAGGCUCCGCCUUCACCAAGUCCCGCUUCCGCCUGGCCCUGCUACCGCUGCUGCUUCGCUGGAGAGUUCCGCCGCGCCAAAUUCCCCUGCUUCCCCUUCGAACCUCACUGCCGAAGCCUAAAGAUCCUGCUGCCAAGCCCUCCUGUAGCGCCAUGGUCUCGUUGAGUUCUGCCCGCGUCCGUGCCUCAAGCUGCCACAGCUCGCUCCAGAUCCGGCCGGCCUCCGCCAGGUUGCCCGUUCCUAUCCGGAUCCCGCGACCCAUGGACUCGCAGCUCCGCCGGCCCCUUCGGCAGAGUCCCCAUUGUCGGCCCCUGCUUCCGCUGCAUCAGGAAGCUGCAGUUCGAGCAGAGAAGGGCGACGCCUGCUACCCCGUGCCGCUUGUCCGCAUCCAGCGUGGAACCGCUCCACGUCGACCGAGCGAGCCUCCUCAAGGCCCAGCACGCACGCGUGAGGCUAGCGCCUCCUCAAGGCCCAGCGCACCCCUAUCCUCUUCGUUGUGGGCCUCAGCCCAGGUUCCGAUAAUGUCGCGUUUGUGAGGAUUCGUUCGACUACGUCUGUUUGUCUUCUUCAUGGACUCGUUCUUCUUCCUUGCGGGAUCUCAG